AUGGUCGCUCCUUUGUUCCGCGAGGCCUGGGCUCUCGUUCUCACCCUGCUUCGCGCCCUGUCUGGUGAUUUCGAUUCCGGCUUUUCUUCUACUCUCCGUUCUUCCUUUAUUACCUGGCUAUGCUGCCGUUUUCAAUCUCUCAAAACUGCAAUUGACUUCGUCAUGGAGCUCUUCUACCUCUUCUUUUGUCUGUCUUUGACUGUCGCACAAUCCCCCGUCGUCAACCUAGACUAUGCCAGCUACCGAGGACGCUCCUUGCCAAACGGAGUUUCCCAGUGGCUAGGAAUGCGCUUCGCCGCUCCUCCCAUUGGGGAUUUGCGCUUUGCUGCUCCUGAAGAUCCGACGACUCAGCAAGGGGUUCAGGACGCAACCAACCAUGGAUUCCUCUGUAUCCCCGUCGCAGGCAGUCUGAAUACCCCGAUUGCAAGGCAGAGAUCCGAAGAUUGUCUCUUUUUAGAUGUUUAUGCGCCCACAAAGUCAAUCGGGGCAAACACCAACAAACUGCCCGUAUACUUCUUCAUUCAAGGUGGAGGAUUUGCCGACCUCUCCAAUGCAAACUAUAAUGGAUCGGGCUUGGUUCAAGCCUCCGGUCGAAACAUGAUUGUGGUCACAUUCAAUUAUCGCGUGGGUCCUUACGGCUUUCUCGCUGGUGAUGAAGUGGAGAGCGGAGGUAGUCUCAACAAUGGUCUGAAAGAUCAGAUUAAAGCUCUGCGGUGGGUGAAGAAGUAUAUCAGCAAUUUCGGAGGAGAUCCAAACCGCAUCGUCAUCGGCGGCGACAGUGCUGGCGGCGCAUCCGUAACCCUCCUCCUAUCCGCCUACGGCGGUCGAAACGAAGGCCUCUUCAUCGGCGCAGCAGCCGAAUCCCAAAGUUUCGGAACAAUGCUCAACGUCCCCGAAAGCCAAUUCGCCUACGACAACCUAGUAACCCGAACAGGGUGUACCGACACAGACGACACCCUCGCCUGCCUCCGCAGUCUAGACAUAACGACUCUACAAAAUCAAAACAUCGGCACCCCACUACCCGGCGGCAAAAAUAAACCCUUAUAUCUCUACAGUCCAACCAUAGACGGCGACCUAGUCCAAGACCACACACUCACUCUCUUCCGCAAAGGGAAAUUCAUCAAAGUCCCCGUUAUUUUCGGCGACGACACGAACGAAGGAACCAUCUUUGUUCCGAAGAGUACUUCUUCCCUCGCCGCGGCGGAUACAUUCAUCAAGGACCAAUUUCCUAGUAUAUCCGCGGCCCAAAUGUCCAGGGUGAAUAGUAUAUACCUCACACCCAACCAAACAAAGAUCUACCCCGGUUCAUCCGCCUACUGGCCUCCCACAUCCACCGCCUACGGAGAAAUCCGCUACAUAUGCCCCGGCAUCGAGAUGAGUUCCAUCUACGCAGCCGCAGGCGUGCCCAGCUGGAACUACCACUUCGCCGUACAAGACCCGCACUUCGAGUCCAUUGGUGAAGGAACAACACAUACCGUCGAGGUAAAUGCGAUCUGGGGACCCGAUUAUGUGAGUGGUGUUCCGCCGGAUUCGUAUUAUACGACCAAUGCGCCCAUUGUGCCGCUUAUGCAGGGCUAUUGGACGAGUUUUGUGCGCGAUUUGAAUCCGAAUACGUACCGGGCGCAGGGGAGUCCCGAGUGGGGGACGUGGGGGGAAUUAUAA
Penicillium waksmanii is the source of this 1662-nucleotide messenger RNA. RefSeq lists its product as uncharacterized. The coding region runs from base 1 to 1662 and encodes 553 amino acids. The transcript has 3 exons. NCBI's taxonomy places the organism in Eukaryota, Fungi, Ascomycota, Eurotiomycetes, Eurotiales, Aspergillaceae. The record is from RefSeq and is a predicted model, not a curated record.